CUCGACUCUUUUUCUUCCAUUCUUUCUCACUCUUGGAUUCACUGCUGUGCCGUAUUCAGAGAAAACUAACAAUCUCUAAACAUGGUGGUCGCAAAGAAAAUGAAGAAGACUCAUGAGAGUAUUAACAACAGACUUGCUCUUGUAAUGAAGAGUGGGAAAUACACACUUGGUUACAAAACUGUCCUUAGGACUCUCAGAAGCUCCAAAUCAAAGCUUAUAAUUAUCUCAAAUAAUUGUCCUCCUUUGAGAAAAUCUGAGAUUGAGUACUAUGCUAUGCUUGCUAAAGUUGGAGUUCACCAUUUCAAUGGAAACAAUGUCGACUUGGGAACAGCUUGUGGACGAUACUACCGUGUGUCAUGCCUUAGUAUCAUUGAUCCAGGUGAUUCUGAUAUCAUAAAAACCCUUCCUGGUGAUCAGUAAGCGGAGAAAGCUAGUGUUUCCAACAUUAGAGGUUUUCUAUUUCUCCCUUAUUUAGUUUUAAGUUGAUUCUCAGCUGAAUUUAAUCAAACGUUAGAGGUCUACUUCAAAUUUGUAAGGCCUGAAGAACAAAGAAAUAUACUUCAAAUUUUGGUGAGUGAAAGUAGCUCUUGUACUUUAUGAAUGUGGUGGGAGACUAUUUAGUGUUUUUCUUUCUACAUUUCAACCUAGAAGUUUCCACAGCAUUGCCUACUGCCAUGCUUCAAAAAUGCUUAAAUGUCACUUUCCUGGUCAUUGGUACUUUUCCCAUAACUGUUACUCUUCACAAUUCAGCUGUAGUUUUGCAUCA
This is a messenger RNA of Papaver somniferum (opium poppy), 766 nucleotides long. RefSeq names its product 60S ribosomal protein L30. Gene Ontology annotation, cellular component: cytosolic large ribosomal subunit. Gene Ontology annotation, molecular function: RNA binding; structural constituent of ribosome. Lineage: Eukaryota; Viridiplantae; Streptophyta; Magnoliopsida; Ranunculales; Papaveraceae. Bases 82 to 420 code for a protein of 112 amino acids. The record is from RefSeq and is a predicted model, not a curated record. The transcript has 5 exons.